Messenger RNA from Larimichthys crocea (large yellow croaker), 710 nucleotides. RefSeq names its product microsomal glutathione S-transferase 3b (gene mgst3b). The coding region runs from base 117 to 539 and encodes 140 amino acids. NCBI's taxonomy places the organism in Eukaryota, Metazoa, Chordata, Actinopteri, Sciaenidae. The record is from RefSeq and is a predicted model, not a curated record. The transcript has 4 exons. Gene Ontology annotation, cellular component: endoplasmic reticulum; membrane; nuclear envelope. Gene Ontology annotation, molecular function: glutathione transferase activity; glutathione peroxidase activity.
CAACAUCGACUUUGUUUGUCUACGGUCAGUGGUCGCUUCCUGCGUCCUUUACCGAGCUAUAAAACCUUUGCACGCACUGCGUCCUCUGGUAUUUGAACUACAGAUAUCGAGCAGAGAUGGACAUGCUGACUGUGCUGCCAUCAAACUUCGGAUAUGUCAUAUUUACCUACCUGUACAGCUGGGUCAUGCUGGCGUAUUUAGCAGUCAAGGUUGGGACUGCCAGGAAGAAGUACGACGUUAAGUAUCCCGAUAUGUACAGUGACAAGGAGCAGGUCUUCAACUGUAUCCAGAGAGCACACCAGAAUACCCUGGAGAUUUACCCUCAGUGGCUUGUUUUCCAGACCAUUGCAGCUCUUGUCUACCCGUUAUCUGCAUCUGUGCUGGGGGCUAUCUGGGUGACCAGCAGGUUUUCCUAUGCAUGGGGAUACUACACAGGAGAUCCAGCCAAGAGGAUGCAUGGUACCUAUGGCUACAUUGGAUCAUUAGGUGUCAUCAUUCUGUCCAUAUCUGUAGCCUUGCAGUUGCUUGGUGUCUUUUAAGACAAUCAUGUUGUUUACUCAUUUAUACUGGCCUGCAUGACAUUUUCAUGACAUGUAGCUGUACAAAUAAACCACUAACCAGCGACUUGAUAUCUUUACAUUCCAACAUUUGAUUGUCUACUGCUUAUAAUGUUCGAAAAUAAAGUACAUGCUGACUGAUGCUACAGCCAC